Messenger RNA from Zingiber officinale, 965 nucleotides. Its product is annotated as serine racemase-like. Gene Ontology annotation, biological process: pyruvate biosynthetic process; D-serine biosynthetic process; L-serine metabolic process. The record is from RefSeq and is a predicted model, not a curated record. Gene Ontology annotation, molecular function: L-serine ammonia-lyase activity; threonine racemase activity; serine racemase activity. The transcript is spliced from 5 exons. NCBI's taxonomy places the organism in Eukaryota, Viridiplantae, Streptophyta, Magnoliopsida, Zingiberales, Zingiberaceae. The coding region runs from base 1 to 933 and encodes 310 amino acids.
AUGGAUUCUGAAGAUUUAGAGGAGGAUCAAAAUCCUGCAGAAUCUGAAGAUGAUCCAAAAAUGAACCUCGAAGAACUUGAAGAGGAUCCAGAAAUGGAUCUUGAAGAUUUUGAGGGGGAUCCAGAGAUGGAUCUCGAGGAGGAUCCGGAGAUGGAUCCCGAGGAGCAUCUAGAGUCCGCGGAAGAAGAAAAAAAAAGCCGCGUCGCAUCAAAAAAAGCACCGCUCGCGAGCGAGCUCCUCUCCGCGAGCCCUAGCCACCUUCCUCUCCGCGAGCCACCGCCCUCUCCACGAGCGAGCUCCUCUUCGCGACCAGCCACCUUCCUCGCCGCGAGCCACCGCACCUUCCUCGCCGCGAAACCUCCUCCGACGCUGGACUUCACGCCGGAGAACCACGAUCGCUGUUUAUCUCUUAGAGGUCUAAUGGACAAUGGGAAACAAGUGAAAAACGAUAACUAUGCUGCUGAUAUUGCUUCCAUAAGGGAGGCGAGAGUCCGUAUUGCUCCAUAUAUUCAUGAAACUCCAGUGCUUACCUCGAAGUCUUUAGAUUCUAUAGCUUCCAAAUGGUUGUAUUUCAAGUGUGAAUGCUUUCAAAAAGGAGGAGCCUUUAAGAUUAGGGGAGCUUCAAAUGCUAUAUUCUCCCUUUCUGAUGAUCAAGCUGCCAAAGGCGUUUUGACACACAGCAGUGGUAACCAUGCUGCAGCAGUGGCUUUGGCUGCAAAGCUCCGUGGAAUCCCAGCAUAUGUUGUCAUACCGAAAAAUGCUCCAAAAUGCAAGGUUGAGAAUGUCAGGCGGUAUGGUGGUCAAAUCUUCUGGAGUGAAUCAACGAUCCAAUCAAGAGAGAGUAUUACUGAGAAAGUUCAGCAAGAUACUGGUGCAAUUUUGGUUCAUCCUUUCAACAAUAGAUUCACCAUCAGGUUUUGUAUUUGUCAUUGACCACUUGAUCUAAUCUCCAUUGUAACUUUGGU